Molecule: messenger RNA, 1267 nt
Organism: Physella acuta
Lineage: Eukaryota; Metazoa; Mollusca; Gastropoda; Physidae
Source: RefSeq, a predicted model, not a curated record
ACGCCGUAUUUCUGUGUUGUUGACUAUUUAGAAAUUUAGACUAACAAAAGCAUUAUAAUGGACAAACCUAAACCAGUUUACCAAGAAGAAGCCGCGCCGGUUGGUGUUGAGGUCAAAGUUUCCCUCAAUAAUGAGGAGGGGAUAAUGGUUUUUACUGAAGAACUUUUUUCGGAGAAAGUCGUUAUGCUGAAGACCAAGCUAAUAGAGGCAUUUGAAGUCAGCAGCACAUCAAAUACUUGGUCAUUAUUUUUGCACUCAGACAACGGCAUCACACCGAUGAAUGACAACCAAUUACUAAGUGAAUAUCAUUCAAAUCUGCAAACGUGCCUAAAAGUUGAAUUACGAAAUGAUGAUUUGGAGCCACAUAAUUGAUUUGAAUAAUAAACAAAAAUGUCUCAUUUAAUUUAAUUAUACCGCGUUUACACUUGCGACAUGUAUAUUGUGCAGGUCUAGAAAGAAAAAAAAACUCGCAUCAAUUAAGUAUAGGCCUAGAUUCGACAUGUUGCGUGAAAAAAAAAAUUUCAUAUUAAAUUAACAAGAUGCGAGUUUUUCUCACCCUAGAUAUGUAUAGUAUACAUGUCGCAAGUGUAAACAUGGUGUUAAAAUCUAUGUUGUUGGGAUGGGGUGUUCGUUUUUUUACUCAUAAAUGUCAUGCAAAUUCAGCAAACAUUUAUUCUUUUUUUGUCGUCACACAAAGACAUACACGCCUAGAUCUGUAAAUAUUACAAAGUAACUUCCCCACUCCCUUUAAAAAUACGCAAUAAAACGAAAAUAACAUUUUGUUUUCAUAACUUUUUUCCAUAUGUCUCAUAUGAUUUGUCUCAGCACAACCAUUAACAUUGUGACAUCAUUUAUUAAAGAUCUCUGAUAUUUUUAUUUUUUAAAGUUUGAACACAAUUUUUGUUGUUGUUUUCAUCCAUAUGCAGUUGGCAAGGUCUAUUAAUUAUUUGUAAUAGAUGUAGAAACAACUUGUGACAAUUUUUAUUUCAGCCCUUAAUAAUUCUAUUGUUAUCUGUAUUAGCAUAGCAUAGCAUUUAAAUUAAAUAUUUUUAAAACCAAAGCAACCUCACAGUAUAGUAUUACUAAAUGUUUUUUGAUAGGUUUUGUUUGCUGGAGAAAAAUGCGACUAAUCAUUUUAAAAUUGUUAUUAAAAUGUCCAUUUGGUUUAAUUUGUUAAUUUAACCCUUUGUUUUAUCUUUGGAAUGAAACAUUUUUGUGGUAACUUCCACAAAGUCAUAGCCAUGUAAAUAAAAUUUAAAAAAUUGUG